Molecule: messenger RNA, 3611 nt
Organism: Closterium sp. NIES-67
Lineage: Eukaryota; Viridiplantae; Streptophyta; Zygnematophyceae; Desmidiales; Closteriaceae
Source: the annotation of a GenBank genome assembly
CUAAGUUCCGCUAGCCACCCAGCUGCCACACGAAGCUAGCAAUGGAGGGACGAAGUCACUAAUUAGUUUCCGCAUCCUAAUCGCCUCGCCUGUCCUUUCCCAGCGCGGGUCCUUGCAACAGCAACUCUUCACAGCAACACACACCUAAAGUUGUCACCUAAAGUUUCCUGCUGUCUGUCCGCGCGAUGUCACACAGCAAUAGUCUGUCCGUACACACUGCGUAUGAAACUAUGAGCUAUAGUCCACAGUUUCCUGCUGCUACACCAGCUCAUCUUCCGGUGUGCAUGGCCCUCAAGAGGUAGUCGCGUGGGUGAUGCGCGUCAUCAGCUAGCUGUGCGCAGCGAGCCUGUCGUCAUGGCGGCACCCCACCGCUCGACUCCGUGCAGCCGCCUGUCUCGCUCGCUGACGCGCGGCGACCUCUAUUCCGCAGACGAUGACGCUCAGGUGGACAACAGCCGGCCGUUAACGGCGUCGUCUGCCACGCGAGAUCCCCUGGAAGGCGGUCAGUGCUCGGAGCCCGGUCGUCACGAUGACGUGUCGGACUCCGUGAGUGCUUCGCGGGACGUGUCGCGUUCAUUCGCCGCCACGUCACGCAUUCCAGCAAGUGUCCAGCCAUCGCUUAGGUUGUCAGCAUCGCACAAUGGAUCGCAAGAACCGUCGGCGACGGCGUCGCAGUCGAGCGAGCGGCAUUUGCAGUCGCAAGUGCGUGCGGCGGAGGAGUCUCGGGAGCUGCAGCAGCUGUGGGGUUCGCUCGCCGCCGACGCGUCCGACAGAGCUUGGGAUUCGGUGGAUAAUGCGGAGCCGUCCAACGCGGAAGCCGCACGGACACGGCGGGAAGUGCGAGUGCGGAUGGACGCGGAGAAGGCUGACGACGGCGACGACGAUCUCGGGUCGUGCCGGUCGGACCGAUCGAGCGCGAGCUGGUCGAGGCGGCAGAGCCCGCGCGGCAGGCGAAGCAUGCGCGCGAGGGGGCAGCUGAAGUGGGGCGAGCACCUGUGGCGCGCGAGGUCGGUGCCGGAGAGAAUGACGCGCACGUUCACGCUCAAGGACUACAUCGCGCAGCCCAUGCCCGCGCAUGCGCUCGGCGCGCCCUCCGACCCGCCCACGGACCGCGAGGCGGCGGAGGCGCGGGCGUUGGACGUGCAGGUGCAGGUGUUCCGGCGCGUGCUGCGCGUGAUGCGCGCGGUGCGCAUCCCCGUGGUGCACCCGUACUCGCAGUUCCGCCGCGACGUCAACCUCCUCAUCGCGCUCUGCAUCACCUACAACGUCUGGGAGGUGUUUUUCCAGGUGGCGUUCAACCUGCGCGCGCAGGGCGCGUGGCAGAUCGUGGACGCGUGCCUCUCCGCCAUCUUCCUCACCGACGUCUUCCUCGGCUUCAAGACGGGGUACGUGACGCGUGAGAAGCACAUGGUGAUGGACGACGGCAUGAAGGUGCUCAGGCCGCAGCAGAUCGUCAUGGACCAGCGCAAGGUGGUGUGGCACUACCUGCGCACGUGGUUUGCGUUGGACCUGCUGUCCUCGCUGCCCUUCGACCUCCUCACCUCGCUCGCCUCCGACUCCCCCGCCGGCUUCUGGCUCUCCGCUGCGUUCCGGCUGCUGAAGCUGUUCCGCGUGCACCGCCUGGGCGUGGCGGCCAAGCAGCUCAGGCACGCGGCCACCAACACCAACUAUAUGGACGUCGCCAUCCUCAUGUUCCAGAUCUGCAUGCUCUGCCACAUAGGCGCCUGCAUCUUUGUGCUCAUUGGCCGCUUGGAGGAGCCGCCCGAGACAUGGCUGGCCAUAACUUAUUGGAGCACGGAUGGCGCAUCGCAGACCCUGGAGACAGCACCUCCCGGAGUGGUCUACGUGGCAGCUAUUUAUUGGUCCAUGGUCACGUUCGCGGGGUGCGUGCGUGGGGUACGGCGACAUCCACCCGGUGGACACGGUGGCGGAGCGGCUGUUCGCGACGGUGUACAUCCUGGUGACGGCCGUCAUGCUGGGUACACCAUCGGCGAGCUCUCCUCCAUGGUCUACGCGCACCGUGUCAACCGCGACGCCAUGCGCCAGCGCAUGUGCACCCUGCACAGGUUCAUCGAGAAGGAGCACCUCCCGGAGUGGCUCGCCAACCGCAUGAUGGCGUAUCUGAUGCGGCAGUGGCAGGCAGACGUCAACAGCAAGUUCGAGGAGCUCGAGCUCAUGCAGAGCCUCAGCGACGACCUGCGCACGGACCUCUUUGUGCACUGGUGGAUGCACCACGUGCCUUCCAGCCCCUUUUUCCCGCAUGACCAGCAGUGCCUUGCAUGUCUGCAGCGCGUGCUGGUGCCACGGGGCGUGGCAGCGGGGGACGUGAUAGCGCGCGAGGGCGAGGUGAGCCGGCACGUGUACAUCGUGCGCGCGGGCAGUGUGGAGAUGGCGUGGGCCAAGGAGGGCGUGGAGGGGCUGGUGGAGGGCGCUGCGGCGCAGGCAGGCAAGCCCAUGCUGGGCGAGGAGGGCAUGCGCCUGGCGCGCGCGGUGUCCAUGCGGCGCUGCGCGUCGCGCGCGCUCCACCGCCCCACCAGCAGGUCGUCCCAUGCCAGCCCAUGGCUCUGCCGCACUGCCCCAUGCCUGCCAAUGGUGCCUCGCCGACGCCCGUGCAUUGCACGCACGGCACAGAUGGUGGUGGUGGUUACUCGCAUGGCAGGGAUGGCACGGCUGCUGGGCCCCGUGCAUGUGACUUGGAGCAUGGUGAUCGUGGUGAUGAGUCACCCACUUCUCUGUGCUCGCCUCGUGUGCGCUGCUCUCGCACCUUCGAGCCCACGCUGAGCGCCAUCGAGAGUAUGGAUGGAAGCAGCGUGCAUUGGAGUGGCAGGGAGCGCAACAGAGUGGUGGAUGGGGGAACGGGGGGCGCUGCUGUGCUGCCUGGCGAUGGCACUGAGCUGCUGCGAGAGGGCGCACCAGAGGGCAGCGCCGAUGCCACAGGGGGGGGGCCUGCGACUGGCAUGGUGCCAAGGAACCACAGCACAGCGGAGGGCGAUGCCAAUGCCGCAGGGGGGGCGCUAUGGUGCCAAGGAACCACAGCACAGCGGCAUCGCACAACAGCUAUGGCAGCUCGGGCGUGCGGCACGGCGGCCACGUGGGGGGGCAGGCGGCGUUUGAGAGCAGGACGGUGGGCGUGGGCCAUGUGGUGGGGCUGGACGGGCUGACUGAGGUGCUCGAGCUGCAGACCGCCGAACCCUCGUGGCCCGACCAGCGAGUUCCAUUCCUCUUCAUGGAAGGAACCUUCCAGGCGAAGACGGAGUGCGAGCUGCUGCUGCUGCUCAUUGACGACCUCUUCGACACGCUGGAGAGCUUUCCCGAGCUGCUAACGGCGCUGCGCUUGAGUCUGGGCCUGCCGCUGACGGAGCAGGAGCAGCUGGUGCGCUACCGCAAGGCCCUCAGCGUGCGACGAGCGAGCAACCCGUCUGUGCAGCAGUCCAGGCACAUCCACAAGUAGAGACGUCCAAACGGGAGGGGCACGUGUCAAAGAUGCAACGUAGUGAAAUUAUUCUUUAUUUAUGCUAGUGUAAGCAGCAUCUAGGUAGCAUAGCAUUAGCUUAUAUUUCUGUAAAUACAUAGGAAGUUCGUUAUUGGUCAAUUGGCAAAACCCUCCCUUC